Molecule: messenger RNA, 1467 nt
Organism: Fonsecaea erecta
Lineage: Eukaryota; Fungi; Ascomycota; Eurotiomycetes; Chaetothyriales; Herpotrichiellaceae
Product: phosphoglycerate dehydrogenase
Exons: 2
Coding region: 1-1467 (488 amino acids)
Molecular function (GO): oxidoreductase activity, acting on the CH-OH group of donors, NAD or NADP as acceptor; NAD binding
Source: RefSeq, a predicted model, not a curated record
AUGCCUGCGUCACACCUCUCAGAAGGCAUUCGCAUCCAGCAGAAUGGCGAGUCAGAAAACACCCUCCGUCGCGAAGUGUCGCGCAGUCUCUCCAUGUCCACCUCCCCCAAUGAUACCUUCCAUACCCGCAAAGUUUCCUUCGGCGUCGACAACAUCAGCGGAACCUCUCCUGGGCUCAGGCGAACCGUAACGGGCCCUCAGCCUAAGCAAUUAAAGCCCUUCCGCGAACAGGACGUCAAGAUUCUGCUGUUGGAGAAUGUCAACCAGACAGGCCGGGAUAUACUCAAGGGUCAGGGGUAUCAGGUUGAGGCCCUGAAGUCGAGUUUGCCAGAGGAUCAGUUGAUCGAGAAGAUCAAGGAUGUACAUGUCAUCGGCAUCCGCUCCAAGACCAAGCUCACUGCCCGCGUGCUAGCAGCAGCAAAGAACCUCAUUGUGAUCGGCUGCUUCUGCAUCGGCACCAAUCAAGUCGACCUGAAAUAUGCCGCCUCCCACGGUAUCUGCGUCUUUAACUCGCCCUUCAGUAACUCCCGUUCCGUCGCCGAGCUAGUCAUCUGCGAAAUCAUCGCGUUGGCUCGCCAACUGGGCGAUCGCUCCAACGAAUUGCACCGUGGGACAUGGAACAAAGUCUCUGCGAGGUGUUGGGAGAUUCGUGGCAAGACCCUAGGCAUCAUCGGCUACGGACACAUCGGGUCGCAGUUGUCGGUCUUGGCCGAGGCAAUGGGCAUGGACGUGAUAUACUACGAUGUGGUGAACCUGAUGGGCUUGGGCACCGCACGUCAAGUGCCGACCCUCGAUCAUCUACUCAAGGAUGCCGACUUUGUAACCUGCCACGUCCCAGAGCUGCCGGAGACGAUGAACAUGAUCGGCGCGAAGGAGCUAGAGACCAUGAAGAAGGGAAGCUACCUUAUCAACGCCUCAAGGGGCUCAGUCGUGGACAUCCCCGCGCUGAUUGAUGCGAUGCGGUCGGGCCAUAUCGCUGGUGCCGCCUUGGACGUGUAUCCCGCGGAACCCGGCGGGAACGGCGACUAUUUCAACAACGAGCUGAAUCCGUGGGCGGAAGACCUGCAGUCCCUGAAGAACAUCAUCCUGACGCCCCACAUUGGCGGGUCGACAGAGGAGGCCCAGUCCGCCAUCGGCAUCGAAGUCGCCGAGGCGCUCGUCCGCUACGUCAACGAGGGCGUAACCGUGGGCGCCGUCAACAUGCCCGAGGUUGCCCUGCGCUCGCUCACAAUGGACGAACCGGAUCACGCCCGUGUUAUCUUCAUCCAUCAGAACGUCCCCGGUGUCCUGAGGAGAGUCAACCACCUUCUGGGCGACCACAACGUCGACAAGCAGAUGACCGAUAGUAGAGGCGAGGUGGCGUAUCUGAUGGCCGACAUCAGCAACGUCAAAGAGGACCAAGUGGCCGAGCUGUAUGCCGAGCUGGAAGGCGUCAAGGAAAAGAUCCUCACGAGAAUUCUCUACUAA